AAUCAUUAUAAAUGAAAAAAUCUCCUCCUCAAAAAGAUCAAAAAAAAGAGAAAAGUCUCGAAAAAGCAGGUGAAAAAUAAGAAAAACAAGAGAAGUUCGAAAAAUAGCAUAAAACUCUUUAGCCUUUAGAUAAAGUAAGGAUACCUAGGAAUGUGAACUUUUAUUUACAUUUCUUAUAGCAUCCAGAAAUAACUGAAAAUGAUAUUGAAUGGGUGUUAUAAUUGCGACAUUGGGAUGCUGUAAGUCUAUGUAAUAUAAUACAAUUAGAAUAAAAUGAAAGAGCUUCUUAGUAAAAUACCAAAUCAACCAUAUUCGCUUGCUGACAAAAAAACAAUAUUUUCAGAGAAGAAGCAUGAUGUCUAGGAUGUAAAAAACAAAGACAACAUAGCUAGUUUUAUGCACUUACUUACUCAUCGUUUAGGAUUAAGUGCAUCUGGAAGUUUGGCAGAUUUUGAAACUGGAUUAAGAAGAUAUCAAGAAAAUGAUGACAAUUUGAGUAAGAGAGAAAAGGGAUGGUGGUAUAUAGCUAAGAAAGAUAGACAUGAUUUUCCAGAAUUCCCUAAAUCUUUAAAAGAAUAGACAGAACUUAAAAAGUCUUUUAGUACUGGGAAGUUUAAUAAAAUGAAAUUUACAUAUUCUGGUUUUGAGGGGAUGCAAGAACUGCCACCUUAUACGAUGAAAUUUAAGCAGGGAAAUUGUGGAAGUGUGAAACAUUUAUUUGGUCCAGAUAUUAGAAUGUCAUAAGGAUAGUGGGAAGAAGGAUUAAGGGAUUCUUAUAAUAAAAGAAUGCCAUAAUAAAAUCGAAACAAAGAGGAGAGUAAAAAUAAAAAGAAAUUGGAUCCAAUUAAAAAAUGA
Molecule: messenger RNA, 855 nt
Organism: Paramecium sonneborni
Lineage: Eukaryota; Ciliophora; Oligohymenophorea; Peniculida; Parameciidae
Source: the annotation of a GenBank genome assembly